CAGCUGUUUGUGGUCUUUCAAGUUGUCAGGAGCGUCUGCAGGCUGAGAGUUCAAAACGCUCCUCUGUGUUUCAGGAGUUGAUGAUUACCCGGACCUCUGCACACUUCACACACUCACCACAGUCUGCUCAUUAUCAGGGUUUGAAGAUGCACUUAGGUACAUUCGAUCCAAAUAUACCAGAGGAGGGACCAUCAGCGCCACCUCCUGGCUGGCUGGAUGAUAUUCAUGGAUAUCAGGGCCACAAAGGAGGAGAUGACGAUAACCCACUGUACCCACCGCCCCCUGCAUAUAAUCCCCAACCUGAACAAAACAGAAGCACAUCAGUGCCCGACGUCAGGGUCCCCUCGGUAUCGGAGGAUGUAGCCAGAGAUGCUCUGCUCAAAUUUGUGGAAUCCAAAUGGAAUUACAGCUCCAAGCCUGCCAGGAAUCUCACCUUCAAAGAUCUGCAGCCCAUCACAGUGUACAGGUAUCGAUUGGAGACCUACACUGAGACCAGAACCAGCGCCUGGCAGUUUGAGCCCUACAACGGUCAGACGGUGGACGGUCCUCAGUACGGUAUGAGCCCCGCGCCGUGGGACAUCCCGGUGUCGCUGCCUCAGAGAUACACUGACAAGGUGGAGAAGAUCCGAGUGCCGCACUCGUCGUUCGUGAAGGUGUGUCACAAGUGCAAAGGCUGCGGGAGAACUCGCUGCACCGCCUGCUUCGGCAGAGGCCAGAAGCGGUGCACGUUCUGCCACGGUCGCGGUCGUAUCAGGAACAAGCACUGCACUUCCUGUCAUGGCAGAGGUCGAAAGAGGUGUUUGAGCUGCCACAGCCACGGCUACAAGACCUGCUCCGUUUGUCUCGGCAGCCAAAACCUGCUGCAUUUCAUCCAGCUCACAGUGACGUGGAAGAACAACGUCAGUGAGUUCAUUCCCGACCGCCAGCCGGACUUCCCUGACAAGAAGUUUGAGAAGGUGUCGGGAGAUGCUUUCUUCAUCGAUGAGAGUUUGCUGGUGUAUCCUAUCCAGGGUUUCCCGGAUCAGGAGAUCUGUGACGUUUCAACAAAACUGAUUAACGAACACCUCGAGCGCUUCACCUCCACCAGCCGCAUCCUGCAGCAGCGUCAGAGCAUCGAGCUGGUGCCGCUCACUCAUGCCUAUUACACCUACAACGGAAAAGACUACAGCUUCUUCGUCUACGGGCUGGAGAACAAAGUGUUUACCUCCAAAUAUCCCUCUGCAUGUUCCAUCCUGUAGGCAGCACGGUAUCGAUAUUUAGUCCCACGAUUCUUUUGUAUGUUUACUAAACAAUCUUACAGUUUUAUGAUAAAUGAUCAAAGCUCAGCUUUAUUUUGAUAGGAUUCGCCUCCAAAUCACAGGGAGCCAAACUUUUAAGAUAAGUGGCCCCAAAGCUGUCACAGGUGUCAGUUAGUCUUUUAUUUUUUCAGUUUCAGUUAAACGUCUUGAUGGAUUUUCACUAGAAAAUUUUCCGUAUAUCCGUACAUAAACUUUGUUAUGCAUGUUAGUUAUUUUAAUCAUGAAUCAGUAUGAAUUUUACCUCUUUCUCUAAUCUGUUAUAAUCCACCCACUGUGUGUGUGUGUGCCUUAACAUCUACUUCCUGUUUACCAUCAGGUUAUUUCCUGUUGCUGCUGGUGCUUUCUUUGUGGCAUUCAGUACUAAAUGCUUUUGUUCAGUAUAUCAUCAGGUCAGAUCACUAAAGUUCACAUUAUUAUGCACAACCUGGAUUUUACUUGUUAAAUAUGUUUAACUGUAACGUUUAGACGUCCUGCAGUCACACUCAGGGUUUAUUCUCUUAUUUUCUGGUAUCUGCACUACGUUAACCUCAUUUUACUGCCUUUAAACAGCUGAAAGUUGCUGCUUUUGGUUGAAAUCUCAGAUACAGUCAGACUCGUUUCCACUCUCGUUUGACUCGUUCCCUUUGUUUCCUUUUAACUUUAAACACGAGUGCACUUACAGCGUCAGGCUAAAGAGGAGGACUCGAGAUUUUUCCUGGUAACUUCUCACUGAGUGACGUUUUUAAAGAAAAUUAUUAACUGAAAAUAACUGGCAGAAUAAUCAAUACUGAAAAUCAUUGUUAGAAGGAGCACCGCCCAUAACGUCACAGAACAUGAAUGACCAAAGAUUUUUAACCUUUCUGAACGUUUUCACUAUAUUUGUGCUCAUUUUGGUGUCUCGCUGUCAUUCUGUGAUUGGUUUUAGUUUCUCUGAUGUCAUUUAAAUCUAUUUUUUAAAUAUUUUUUGUCUCUUUGUGAUUGUUUGGAGUCUGUUUAUUUUUCUGUGGUCAUCUUUAGUUUAUGUUUUGUCAUUAUCAGUAUCCUUGUUGAAAUAUUCAAUUUCUCAUCAUUUACAUUUUUUUAUUUGGAUUUUUCCAUAUUUGUCAUGAUUUUUUUGUGUUUUUGUUGUAAUUUUUAGCUGAGCUCGGUUCAGGUUCAGGGUCUUCCUGUCUCCUCUCACUCCUUUCUUCAGCCUGUUCAGUCAUCCAUCCAAGGGUCCCGGUCUUGUUAGGUGAUUAAUUACAGGGAUGGAAUCGCUGUUAUAUAAUUUAAUGAAUGAUGGACUUCAAUAGUAAAGUGUAAAGUUUUGCUUGAUGGAUAAACAUCAUUGAAUUUAAUCUGGUUGAGGAUUUUUCUGGAGCUGUAAGGUGAUUCGGUGCAGGUACAGCCCAGCGGGUCGAGCAGGCGCCCGGUGUGUCGUACGGCUGUUGCCUUAAAGUUGUUGUUUUUUUAAGUCUACAUGUAAAAGAAGAGAGGAAUCUUCUUUAGGGCAGGAAAUGAACUCCAGGCCAAAUUCCUGGAAGAUUAAGUGCAGCAGUUUACUGCCAGCGAUGAUAAAAUGCAGCUUCCUGUCUGAAGCAGUUUGAACCUGCGUGUCAUUUUCUAAUGAUGUCAUAAGUAGGGACUGUUUGCUUGGUGUGCGUGUACGUUUUCCUCUUACAGGUUCUGUAAAAUCCAUCCAGAGUUUGGACAUUUUUACUGAAGUGACACAGAAAACAUGUCUCAUACUGUAUUUAACCUUUGUACAUCACUACAGACUCUCAUGUGUACACUAAAAUCUUUUAUUGUUUUAUAAACUGUCAAUCACCUGCCAAUGUUUGCAGUAAAGUUAUCACACAAAUAAAGAUGUUUUUAUUAUCA
Molecule: messenger RNA, 3137 nt
Organism: Oreochromis aureus
Lineage: Eukaryota; Metazoa; Chordata; Actinopteri; Cichliformes; Cichlidae
Gene: ssuh2.1
Product: ssu-2 homolog, tandem duplicate 1
Exons: 12
Coding region: 81-1238 (385 amino acids)
Molecular function (GO): heat shock protein binding
Source: RefSeq, a predicted model, not a curated record